Messenger RNA from Struthio camelus australis, 3813 nucleotides. It is a transcript of the gene FAIM2, whose product is annotated as Fas apoptotic inhibitory molecule 2. NCBI's taxonomy places the organism in Eukaryota, Metazoa, Chordata, Aves, Struthioniformes, Struthionidae. The record is from RefSeq and is a predicted model, not a curated record. Gene Ontology annotation, cellular component: endoplasmic reticulum; Golgi apparatus. Gene Ontology annotation, biological process: negative regulation of apoptotic signaling pathway.
CGUGAAGGCAUCGGCGCAGGCUGCAGCGGCUGCGGCCGGCCCCGAGACACUCCGGAGAGGAGGCAGAAAGGACCGGGCGCCGCGUGCCCUGCUCUGGCCCUCUCCAUCCUCGCCUGCAUCCCGACAGGGUCUGGGCAGCAGCGGUAGCAAGGCAACAUGACUCAGGGAAAGCUCUCUGUGAACAACAAACCUCCCAACCCCGAGGGGCAAGGGGAGAAGAAGGACACUGCCGCUGCACCACCAGCUCCUCCGACCUAUGAGGAGGCUACAGCGGGAGAGGGGAUGAAGUCAGGCGCUUACCCUCCUCCCCCGUCGGUGCCGCUCCAUCCCAGCUGGGCGUAUGUGGACCCCAGUACAAGCCCCAGCUAUGGCAGUGGUGGGUACCCAGGUGACACAGAGAUGCUCACAACCUUCAGCUGGGAUGACAGAAACGUGCGCAGGGUGUUCAUCAGGAAGGUUUAUGCCAUCCUGAUGGUCCAGCUCUUGGUCACAGUUGUUAUUGUGGCUUUCUUCACCUUCUGUGAGCCGGUCAAAGGGUACAUUCAGAUGAACCCUGCCUGGUACUGGGCUUCCUAUGCUGUUUUCUUUGUGACCUAUUUGAUUCUGGCUUGCUGCUCUGGACCCAGGAGAUAUUUCCCAUGGAAUCUGAUCUUGCUGAGCAUCUUUACUCUCUCCAUGGCUUAUCUCACUGGGAUGCUCUCCAGCUAUUACAAUACCAAGUCGGUCCUUCUGUGUCUGGGGAUCACGGCCCUGGUGUGUCUUUCUGUCACCAUCUUCAGCUUCCAGACCAAGUUUGACUUCACCUCCUACCAGGGUGUCCUCUUUGUGAUGCUCAUGGUGCUCUUCUUUGGUGGCAUCAUUCUGGCUGUGAUACUGCCCUACCAAUAUGUCCCCUGGCUCCAUGCAAUCUACGCCUUGCUGGGUGCCAUUAUCUUUACUAUGUUCCUGGCCUUUGAUACCCAGAUGCUGAUGGGGAAUCGUCGGUACUCACUGAGUCCAGAGGAAUACAUCUUUGGAGCCCUCAAUAUCUAUCUGGACAUAAUCUACAUCUUCUCCUUCUUCCUCCAGUUCUUUGGCUCCAGUCAGGAGUGAGCACAGCAAGGCAGUGUCUUCUCUUUGCUGGCAAGACACACGUUUAUAAAAGAUUAAAAGGGGGGGAAAAAAGAGGAAAAGAGGGGAAAAAAAAAACAACCACCCUUUUUGGCCCACUAGCAGGCUCCAUUCCAUCAGCUGAGCAAAGCCCCUGGGUUCCUUAUGCAGCUUGUAUAUAUGCUGUUAAGCGUUUGUGACCCAGAAAGCAAAGCAGGGUUUAAGUGUUGUCUCUCCUGCUCCUUCCACUUCUGCUGAGAUCAAACCAGACCAGAGACUGGGAGGCAUUAGGCCAAGAUCUUUUCCCUAAAGGCUGCCAGAGUUGCCUGUCGGGGUCUUGCACACUGUGGGAUGCUCAAAUGCUUUGACCAGCUCUGCCAAGGGGAAAUAAUACUGAAGAAAGGAGAGGCAGGGAAUUUUGCUGGGAUCAUGGCAGGAAAACCAGCUGAACAAAGGGAAAAGGCUAGGGAAAUCCUUGCAUCGCCCUUGUUUUUCACCUGCCUUUUUUCAUGGAGCCUUGUGGCCUCUGCAGAGAUAUGCUCCAGAUAGUGCCUGCUUUUGGAAAGGCUGAGCAUGGGAUCACAUAGCCUGGAUGUCCUUCUAGCAACCAGUCCUCCAGGCACAAAGGAACCUGUUGUUCAGGACAUGCAGCCUCUUUGAGGACAUCCCUAAUGAAAGAAGAAUUCUUCUUUCAUCCUUUACAUCUGGCUGUGGGGCUGAGAUUGUGCUUUCUCUCCUCCCCGCCUGGGAUAGCAGGGCUGCUGGCAUCCCUCUGCCCCAGGGGACAUGUAUGUCAGCACUCUAAAGUGUGGCUCUUCCCCGGGAGGGUUGUGAUCCCAUGUGAGGAUUACCGAUAGGGAAUAGCAAAGAAUGGAUGAAAGACUGAGUUGCAGAGUCUGUGCAAAGUCAGGAACCUCCUCUUAUGGAAAACAGGGGGGAUGAGAUCCUUGAUCCACCAUCAAGGAUCUUUACACCUUCAUGAUAGUGUCUUGAUUGGUAGAGAUUAAUGGCCCUAAGUGGUUACUGCCCAGAGGCUGAGGCCAAGGUGAAUGCCUAUUGCUUGGAAAAGUGGGCACUUCUGCUGCCGACACCAGUGUCGCCUCUUCCUUUUGCUCUGGUUGUUUUACAGCUCUGCUUCCCUAAACAGGGAUGUCAACAAGGGCACUGGAUGCCUCUGAGUGUACAGGUAACUUUCCAUCUUCCCCUGCUUACAUUCCCCUGUUUGGGGAUCAGCUGGCUAAUUUCUAACUGUAAAGCUCCAGAUGGAGAUAAGAGAACUUUUGCUCUUAUUUAGAAAGUGAUCCUUCCUGCUGAUAGAAACCCGUAUCUUCUACCUCCCUGGGAAUGCCAGGGUAAGUGCGUCACUGAGCUGCCUCUAGCAAUCCCUGCGUGUUAGAGAGGCUAUGCCAAAAUGCUCCAUACUGCACAUUCCUCCUCUGCUGCUGCCCUGGCUUUUACCCCUCACAUGUUGUAUACUCCUGCCACACGUGUUCAAUGCCCUGAGCUGGGCAGAAGAAGAGGAAAGUUACUGUGCAAAGAGUGAAAAAGCUUUUGCUAGCUUAGCUCCCUGCCUGGCCUUUAUUUUGGACCUUGAGUGGCUGCACUGACCUUUGCAGUGACAGCAGGAACAGAACUGCUGCUUCCCAGCGCCAAAAAAAACCACCCCACUUUCUGGGAUAAAGGAGACUAUUAGGUGAUGGCAGCAUUAAGUCCGUGACCCAUUGCCUUGAACUGUUGAGCAGCCAGAAUUGGGAGAGGGGACAGCAUGGGAGACACCUCAAGUUGUUGAAAUGAAAAUGUAGAAAGGGAAUUUCCUGGCUCAAAUAUUGCUCAUGCCAGACCCAUGCAGGUGCUUCUGAAAGAUCUUAGCAGGUUGGACACACAGCCUCUGUUGCUCCAGUAAGAGACUGUGUUGCUCAAAGCAAAAGGCCUGUAGGUAUUUCUGCUUUCCAGCUUUGGAGGGAGGAGUAUGGCUGGAGUUCUGUGAAAAAUUCUCAGACUCAAAUAGCCCUAAAAAUGUCCUCUAGAAGACACUUCAGACCUGAGCUCUGCAGCCACCCCUUCUCUCUGCACUGAGGCUCUUCCCAGCUGGCUCUGGACCUGGGGAGGAGAACACUGGUCUGCAGCCCACUCUGGAUCUCUUGCUUUUUUUCCUUCUGGUGUGGAGUGAUUUGUCUUCUGCUACUGCUGCCUGAGCUGCUGCUACCUCCUGGCUUUCUGCUCCCCAGUAGAAAAUGUCUGCAUGGCACCUGCAGCCUCUCCUCCAGGCCACCCAAGUGGAGAUGGCUUGCUGUCUUCCCGUGUCCCUCAACAGAACCACGGGGUUCCCUUCUUGCAUGUUUCCUAGGUCUUGUUCUGCACUGAACCCUUUGCCCUUCCCCAUCAGGCAGGGAUGGUCCCCAUCAGGUUGUCAGGUCCCAGCCUUCUCCCACUGGAAGCAUUGGAUUGAAACAAUGAGUAAUGUGCAAAACACAAGUGGAAGUCCCCACUGGGCUGAAUAAUGCAGAUUUAGGCAAGUUCUUCCUGGGUUUCCUGACCCACUGGAUGUGGGAGGUGCAGGGCUGUUUCUCUUCCUCUGUGUAGAUGUCCUUUAUCUGAGGUCUGCAUCAUCCAGACCCUGGCUCCGUAUCCCCUUGCUCCUUUUGUCCAGCUGUUCUUAUGAUUUCAUUGUAAAUAAGAUUUUGUAUUUUCUCUGAACAUUGCUAAUAAAUUGUUGCAAAACUG